AUGGCCGACAAGUACAACCUCAAGAACCCAGCCGUCAAGCGGAUCCUCCAGGAGGUCAAGGAGAUGCAUUCCAACCCCUCCGACGAUUUCAUGAGCCUCCCUCUCGAGGAAAAUAUAUUUGAGUGGCAAUUUGCGAUUAGAGGGCCUCGUGAUACUGAAUUUGAGGGUGGUAUUUAUCAUGGACGGAUCCAGCUGCCUUCAGAGUAUCCAUUCAAACCCCCUUCGUUUAUGUUGUUGACACCUAAUGGUCGUUUCGAGACUCAAACCAAGAUUUGCUUGAGCAUUUCAAAUCAUCACCCUGAGCAUUGGCAACCAUCAUGGAGCGUGAGGACUGCUCUAGUGGCACUGAUUGCAUUCAUGCCAACCAACCCAAAUGGUGCAUUGGGAUCUUUAGACUACAAGAAAGAAGAGAGGCGUACCCUAGCCGUUAAAUCUCGUGAAGCUCCUCCUAAAUUCGGCACUCCUGAACGUCAAAAGCUGAUCGAUGAGAUACACGAGUACAUGCUAUGCAAGGCACCCCCAGUUCCUCAACCAGGCGCCAUAGAAGCUUCCGAAGAGCACCCCAGAAAUGAGGAGGCUGAGGCCUUGGUUGAUUCACCUAAUCCUGAGUCUUUACCAGCUGGAGAGAGGAUUCCGGAUCAAGAAGGUGAUGAAAUUGUUGAAGAACAACAAGAAGUCCCUGCAGAUGCUAACCUUGCUGGAGUAGAAGUUUCGAGGGAGAUUCCAUCAAAUGCUUCAAAGAAUGUGUUACCCCAAAAGUCAGAUACACCUGCAAGGGUUCACAAUCCCAAGCCAGAGACAAGGGUCCAGAAACCUGAUGAUCGGUUGUUCACAUUGGCCGCUAUCGGACUCACUAUCGCUAUUGUGGUCCUUUUGCUCAAAAAGUUCAUUAAAUCUACCGAACAUGGGGCACUUUUCUCCGAUGGAUCUUGA
Messenger RNA from Sphenostylis stenocarpa, 933 nucleotides. The record is from the annotation of a GenBank genome assembly. NCBI's taxonomy places the organism in Eukaryota, Viridiplantae, Streptophyta, Magnoliopsida, Fabales, Fabaceae.